Messenger RNA from Naegleria gruberi, 2421 nucleotides. RefSeq lists its product as uncharacterized. The transcript is spliced from 3 exons. The coding region runs from base 1 to 2421 and encodes 806 amino acids. NCBI's taxonomy places the organism in Eukaryota, Heterolobosea, Eutetramitea, Acrasida, Naegleriidae. The record is from RefSeq and is a predicted model, not a curated record.
AUGUCAAACGCCACAAUUUGCUUCUCUUCUGUGAUUUUGAUAGUACUUUUUCAAAUUACUCUGGUGACAGCUAGAAUACAUCUCACUACAUAUCAAAAAACAACAUCGGAUCAAACAAAUCUCUUAUUGACACCAUCAGUCAGCAAUCAAAAUGUCAAUUCCACAAUCAAAAUAAUUGACAAUGGUGUUCAUGACCAAGAUGCAGAUUUCGCCAGUGAUAUCAUCGCCCUCAUCUUUUCCACACUUUCUGUUUUUUCAACUUUUACCAUUUUAAUAAUUUUCUAUUUGGAGCAAUCUUGGGUUUUUGGAAAUGAAAUUAAAUUAAUUUCAAAAACAAAAAAAGAAAUUUUUUCAAAUUUUUCAGUUUUACAAGUUGGAAAUCGUGUGCAGCAGAAGAGACAAGUUGUGAAUAAGAAGAAACGUCAAUUUAUUAGGAGAUGCAUGUUGGCUUUGUUGAUUGCUGACUUGAUUUCAUCAGUUUCGAGAAUUUUGUUUAUUUUGUGGUGGUGGGUGUGUUCUAGAGUUGCUCCAGAUGUUAUGUUUAGUAGGAAUUUGGUACCAGCUGUCACACCAAAUGUCACUUCAAGUAUUGGAAUGAACUUGGCUCAAAAUCGUGUUGGAUUUCAAAUUGAUUCUUUCAAUCCAAUUCAAAUUGACUCAAUUCCACUACCAUUCCUCAUAAUGUCAAUAGAUCAAAAUUUGACAACUGACAAUAGCUCAAAUAUUACAACUUGGAUCGCUAGAUAUGAACUCAAAGCAGGUGCCACAAUCAUUAAUCGACUUUUUGCACACAUCAACUUUUCAGCAUCAUUAGCAACUGCCACUUGGUGUGUCGUUGUAGCAUUUGCCAUUUAUGCAACAACUACCAAUGUGAAAUGGAUGGAAAAACAACUUUCUGAAAUUUCUCCGCCCAAUUCGAAUAAUACUUCAAAAAAUUCAUUCACAAAUUCAAAUUUUAAGGAAAUUGACAAUGAUUGCACAACUGAAAAUAGUGAAAUGAAUGAAAAUAAUCAAGAAUCUUCAACAAUGAGUGAACAUUUAGUUUCGAUUGAUUUGAGACAAAGUAAUCAAUCGGCUGUUAUUCAAACUAGUCAAUUGCAUCAACAUAAUUUCCAUGAUAUUUCUAGUUUUAGAAAUGAUCAAAGAAGAUUAUUGGAUCAAUCGAUGGAUUUGGAUAGUACUGCUCCAAAAAGAAAUUCCAUGUUCAGUGAAAAUAUGAACAAGUUGAAGAAAAUGUCACCAUUCAUGAGAUAUGAAAUUUCAUUCCAUGUGGUUGCUUGGGGAGUUGGAUUAUUUGUGUUUUUAUUGUUGUUCAUAUUCAGAUUUAUUACUACUUUGGUGGAUACUUCGAAAACUGUCAAAACUGGAUUUGUUACAGCAAUUUACAUUUCAUGGAAUAUUUAUUUUACUUUGACUGUCAUUGUAAACUUUAUAUUAUUAAUAAUUAUUUGGAGAUAUGUUGGAAAAUAUUUAAAUUCCACUCAACUUCAAGUCAUUCCCAAGAAGGAAACCAAAAGAAGGCAAAUUUCUGUAAUAUUGCGACUUUCUCUCUUAAUUCUGCCAUAUGUCAUUUGUGGCGUAUUUGAAGUUGCUUAUUGGUAUUACAAUAUAAUAGCCAUGUUAACUAAUUCUGAGGAUGAUACUUUUAUUUUGGUAUUUUACAAUUUCUUUUUUAAUGGACUCGUUCCUUUGAGAGGAUUUUUCUUUGGAAUUGCAUUCUUAUUGGGAUCUUCUGAAAUUAGAUCCUUUGUAAAGUAUAUCAUUUGUUGCGGAUAUUGCUGUUAUAAGAAGAGGAUUGAUCAAUUCAAGAAUCAACAAUUAUCUCAAUCUCUAUUAAUGGAUGAUCCAAAUAAUUACAGAAAUUUCCAAGCACUCAUUGUAGAACCAUCCACUGAUAAUUUACUAGCUCACGAACAUUACAAUCAAUUGAGAUCUGGAAGUGUUAUUAAGCAAUCAAACUCUACAUCUUCUCUGGUUGACCAAGCAUAUUCCUCUCCAAAUGAAUCAACACCUUCCCCAAGAGAUUAUCUCAAUAAGAGUUUGAAUACCAAUAGCUCCUCCACAAGCAAACUCCGAUCCGGAACCAUGAGACCAACUCCGUACAAUUCAGCAUUCAACACCAUCAUUCAUCAUCAACAAUUACAACAACAACAGGAAGAACCCAAUUUGGAACAAGUAACCUUUGGAAGAUUGGACACUGGAAGCUCCUCUCAAUAUUAUCAACAAACUAAAAAGAGAGCUAGAACUUUCAUGCCAUCAACUAGUCAAUCCAAUACAAGCAGUGUUGGAUCUCCUCAAUCAAACAGUGGUCAAUCACCAGUUGGCUCAAACUCACCACGAAUGCACAUGUCCAAAUCUUCCCUUGAAUCCAAUAUUCCAGUAGAAUUGAGCACUCCACCCAAUGAUGAGAAAAAUAACUAA